AUGGCUCAUCCAGGUGUCCGGAGCCUGCUGGCCAGAUUCGAAAACAACAGCAACAGCAACCAAACCAACGCUUCGUCUCCACCCUCCCGCGGUCGAUCUCCCACUUCCGAGAACUCUGGUUCCGCGAGGCCGCUUUCCAAGGUUCGCGCGAGCUUUGUGGCUGUUGACAAGACUGCUCAGUCGCGGACCUCGAGUGACCUUCCUGCUUCUCCCGCUCGCGUCAGGAGCUUCAAUUCGGAGGAUUUGGAUACCACCGGCAGCCAGAAGAGCGCGGAUUCGACUUCCCCCACGGCAGCCAGUGGUCUAGGUAUCGCCACUCCUGCAGAGUCAGCAGCAUCGAAGCAGGAAUUAGGAACCGCAUCGCCGCAGAAUGCCAGUUCUCCAACAGCCAAGGCUGACAAUGCGCCGGCAUCAGAUGAGAAGCCCGCCCCCGCGAAGCAGGAGGCGCAGCCUGCAUCGAACGGCCCAGCUGCGCCUACUACUGACGAGUCAUCUCGGAAACCAGCCAAGAUUGUCACCAAGCAGCCAUUGAGCUCUCGUCAGUCCACUGCCGCCAGAUCGUCCCCCGCAAGAUCACCCACCAAAGCGCGCACGGUGACCUCGCCGGCCAAACCCGCUACUCGCGCAACUAAGCCCGCUACCUCCAGUGAGCCGACUAAGAGCGUCGCCUCCAAGUCAAGCCGCACACCUCUGAAUACCGCCACCAAGGCACCUUCGCGACCUAAUCGUCCCUCAACAACCCCCGCGCGUGAUGCGACCAAGACAACCACCGCCUCUCGCGUUUCGACCACCACCACUAAGCCUGCGACCAAGUCGCCUACCAGGCCUGCUCGCGUCCCUGCCGCUGCUACUGCGUCAACUCAGGCAGCUAAACCGAAGGGAACAGCAACAUCAACCACUACCUCGACUGCAUCGCGCAAGCCGUCUACCUUGAAGAAUGGAGCUAGCGCGCGUUCCUCCACCCCAACCGCUUCCAGCGUUCGCAAAACACCUCGUGGGUCGCCGCAGAGCCAGUCAUCUAGCGAACGGCCAGGCUCGCGAGCGAGCAGUGCCAGUUCCAAGCCGGUUGACGAAGGGUUCCUGGCUCGCAUGAUGCGCCCAACCGCCAGCUCUGCCAGCAAGACACAAGAAAAGACGGACUUUAAGAGCCCUCCCAAGGCAUCCAAGCCGACCCAAGCCACAAAGAGGGUCGUGCCUAAGACCAAUGUCCACUCGAAGAUCCAGGAAGCCAAGCCCGCAGCUAAAGCGCCGCCCAAGUCUAAGGACGAGAACAGUGAGGCUAUUUCGACAGAGGAGAUUACCAAGAAGCCAGCAGAGUCUAUCCCUGAGGAGCCUGCACAGCCAAUUGAGGAACCUGCCGCUCCCGAGGAGCCUGCUGGGGAGCCCAAGGAGGAGGAGCCCACCACGGAAGUUGCUGAGGCAUCCCCUGUCCAGGAGUCUUCUGCUGAGGAACCUGUGACCGAGUCCAACGAUGCCCCUGCUGAAGCCAAGCCCGAGGAAACUGAACAGCCAGUCGACAUCCCUUCUAUCCCUGAGGAGGUCACUGCUGAGCCAACCGUCCCCGAAGCCGCACCUGAAGCCGCACUUGAAGCCAAGGAGCCUGUCGCUGAGUCUCUUGUUGAGACCCCGGCGGAGAACUCGACUGAGAACACCGAGGUUGCUACCCUGGCAACUGAAGUCGACGUCGAGAACAAAUAA
Molecule: messenger RNA, 1698 nt
Organism: Aspergillus glaucus CBS 516.65
Lineage: Eukaryota; Fungi; Ascomycota; Eurotiomycetes; Eurotiales; Aspergillaceae
Exons: 1
Coding region: 1-1698 (565 amino acids)
Source: RefSeq, a predicted model, not a curated record